Sciurus carolinensis (gray squirrel) is the source of this 2377-nucleotide messenger RNA. It is a transcript of the gene Ankrd10, whose product is annotated as ankyrin repeat domain 10. Gene Ontology annotation, molecular function: protein binding. The record is from RefSeq and is a predicted model, not a curated record. NCBI's taxonomy places the organism in Eukaryota, Metazoa, Chordata, Mammalia, Rodentia, Sciuridae. The transcript is spliced from 6 exons. The coding region runs from base 148 to 1383 and encodes 411 amino acids.
UUCCUUCAGUGCGCGCUCAGCUCGGCAGCCGGUGGGUCGCGGUGGCGGCGCUGCUCUUGCUCCUUUGUGCUCCGGCGGCGGCGGCUUCGCGGGCUCUCACUGGAGCGUCCUCUCGCCCGCCAACCCCGCGCUCUCCAGCGACGGACCAUGGCGGCGGCGGGAGCAGGCGCGGGCGUGGAGGCGGGCUUCUCCAGCGAGGAGCUGCUGUCACUUCGCUUCCCGCUGCACCGCGCCUGCCGCGACGGGGACCUGGCCGCGCUGUGCUCGUUGCUGCAGCAGACGCCACGCGCCCACUUGACCGCCGAGGACUCCUUCUACGGCUGGACGCCAGUGCACUGGGCCGCGCACUUCGGCAAGUUGGAGUGCUUAAUGCAGUUGGUGAGAGCUGGCGCCACACUGAAUGUGUCCACUACACGCUUUGCCCAGACCCCGGCCCACAUUGCCGCUUUUGGAGGACAUCCCCAGUGCCUAGUCUGGCUGAUACAAGCAGGAGCCAAUAUUAACAAACCGGACUGUGAGGGGGAGACUCCCGUUCACAAGGCAGCCCGCUCCGGGAGCCUCGAGUGCAUCAGUGCCCUGGUGGCGAACGGGGCUCGUACCGACUUGAGGAACGCCCGUGGCCUGACAGCAGCAGACAUUGCACAGACCCAGGGUUUCCAGGAGUGCACCCGGUUUCUCUUGAACCUCCAGAACUGUCACCUGGACCGUUUCUGUCACAAUGGUGCCUUGAGUGGGGGCCAUGAGAACGGAUUUCCCAGUCGCGUUAGUGUGGGAACAAAUCGAAAGAGAUGCUUAGAAGAUUCGGAGUCCUUGGCAGUAAAGAAAGCCAGAACUGGAGCUUCAAGCCUGGACUGUGCCAUGCCACUCGGGAACGGUGAGACGGAAGACGACGCUGACAGAAUGCACGUCGACAGAGAGUUUCCUGCUGUAACAGAUAUGAAAAACAGUAGCUCCGUAUCGAAUACAUUGACAAAUGGAUGUGUCGUCAAUGGACAUGUGGACUUCCCCUGCAUGGCCCAGCUCAGUGGGAUGGAAAGCAGGAGUGACCCGUGCUUGACAGGCCUUAAUGGAAUUAGCAGUGGAUUAGUGGGUUCUGUCGGUGUUAACGGGACUGAGGAGCCAGAAAGGAGCGUGAGUGCCAACCCUGAGAUGUGCGGCUCUCUGCACCUGAAUGGCAGCCCGAGCAGCUGUGUGGCCAGCAGGCCCUCCUGGGUGGAGGACCUGGGGGAGAACUUGCAGUACGGACACUACCACGGGUUUGGGGACACUGCCGAGAGCAUUCCUGAGCUGAGCAGCGUGGUGGAGCACUCGAGCUGCGUGCGCGUGGAGCAGCGCUACGACAGCGCCGUCCUGGGGGCCAUGCACCUGCACCGCGGCUCCUGAGGACGGGAGGCUGGCCCCCCGACGGCCGGCCCGGAGCACGAAAGUGGAGUCCCCCCAGCAGCUCCCCGUGCGUGCGUGGUGCGCGAGAGGGCUUCCUGUGCGGAGGUGUCCCUGGCGGGUAUCUGUCCUUUGAUAAGAUGCUCUUUUGCGGUUUGGUGUUUCUGGUGCCGGUGUCUACGUGGUCUUUUUAACACCGUCACCAGGUUGCCGUUUUUCUUUCCAUAAGUUGUAUCUGAUCAAGAUAAGUGGGCAGUCGUGAGGUGCCUGGCGAGUUUCCUCUCGCAUUGGGCGUUGUUUUGAGAGCCCCCUUGCUGUCUCUGUGGGUCCUGGCCACACGCCUCUUCCCGGUGGGCGCAUCCUCAGCGAGAGUCCCAUCGUGAUUGAGUGAAGAAAAGAGCACUUGUCUCUUUCGGCAUCUCUCACUGAAACUGCAGCUUGCCACGUGGUGAAGGUCUUAGUGGUGGCGCACACUGGCUUCACGGUGCCACCCGUGCCCUGGGCUCCCCUGGGAGCAGGCCCAGCCUGGGGUGGAUUCUGGUGGACUGUUUUCACUCCACAUUUCCUACUUGCUUUCUAGAAUUUUUACCACAGGCAAUGGUUUCCUUUAUACAUAGCAGAGAUCACUGUUUGUAGGAACUGUCAGAUCAAAAUAUUUAACUAUUUUUACUUUUUCUCUUUUGUUUUUUGAGGUUUUCUGCUUUAAAUGUACACACACACACACACACACACACACAUACAUACACAUCACUAUGUAUAUCUAGUAACUGAGAGAAUUUUUGAAUCUCUUAAAACUGCAUUAAGUUUAUGAUUUUAUAGAAACUAGUUGUUACACUGUGCAAAUAUUGUAAUGAAUUUUUACUUUUCUGAUUUUUGUAAUAACAAUUGGUGCAGAUGGAGAAAAUGUCAAAUGAGCAAACCAGUGUUGUAGGAGUGAACUAACGUUUGUUCUCAAAUCAUUCUCUACAAAUCAAGUAAAACUCUCUCGGUCACUUUG